AACAAUUCUAGCAGCUAUAAAUGCAGAAAUAUUAUUAAUUUCGCAUCAGAUCCAAUUAGAAACUAUUAAAAAAAACAUUGCACUUAAAUUUCAUUAUGAAAAUUUAUAUAGUUUUAUUAUUAAUUGCACUUACAUCAGCUGCUGAAUGGAAGCUCAAAACUGACAAAGAUUGGGAUGAAAUUGAAGACACAUGUUUGGAACGACACAAAAAUUUAGCCGAAAUGAGAGGAAAUUCUAAAUCUAAAGACCUAACUAAACCAGAAUUUGAGCUAGUUCUUUGUGUAUUUCGUGAAGGAGAAGUUUGGAGUGAUUCGAAAGGAUUUUCAACUGAUAGACUAAUGAUGGUUAUGGAUAAUGUUGCCACUAGGGAUAAUAUUAAUAAAAAAUUCUUACGUGAUAGUCUUGAGAAUUGUGCUGAUGAUAAUAGUGAAGGAAGUUCACCAUUAGAUUGGGGAUAUCGUUAUUAUAAAUGUUUCAAGGAUAAUGAAGUGUUAUAUGAAACUAUGAGGAAAGCCAGAUUUACACAACCGGAUGAAGUCGGAAAACAAUAGUUUUGAACUGGAUUUUGUGUGAUAAAUUUAUAUUAUGAUUGAAAAAUUUUUGUUUUUAGUUAAAUUCUUUACAUUUUUUUGUUGUUAAAUAAUUUUUGGUAAAUGUUUUUAUAUAUUAAACGGUGUUACUCAAAUUUGUUGUAAUAACGUCUUAUAAAUCUAUGAACCAUGGCAGAAUCCACGAAAACGUGACGCCAUUUUCUUCCGUUUCACCUGAAAAUUUUAGCAGUGCGGCAAAAAUUUCAAUUAAAAAUUUUCUAUAGCUUAUUUGAAAUAUAAUCACCUAAAGUUGAAUAAAAAUAAAGCAUUUUAAAAAAUUCUAUCAUUUAA
Messenger RNA from Episyrphus balteatus (marmalade hoverfly), 881 nucleotides. RefSeq lists its product as uncharacterized. Gene Ontology annotation, molecular function: odorant binding. The coding region runs from base 96 to 551 and encodes 151 amino acids. The record is from RefSeq and is a predicted model, not a curated record. Lineage: Eukaryota; Metazoa; Arthropoda; Insecta; Diptera; Syrphidae. The transcript has 2 exons.